Molecule: messenger RNA, 315 nt
Organism: Salvia splendens (bonfire salvia)
Lineage: Eukaryota; Viridiplantae; Streptophyta; Magnoliopsida; Lamiales; Lamiaceae
Product: protein GLUTAMINE DUMPER 6-like
Exons: 1
Coding region: 1-315 (104 amino acids)
Biological process (GO): regulation of amino acid export
Source: RefSeq, a predicted model, not a curated record
AUGAGGAGUCCACCUCAAGUUUCUUCAAACCAAGAAUUCUGGCAUUGGAGCUCUCCUCUGCCUUAUCUCUUUGUGGGAUUAGGCCUCAUGAUUUUACUCAUCACCGUCGCCCUAAUCAUCCUCGCCUGCUCAUUCCGCAAGCGCUCUACCUCUGACGAAAAGGCGCCGCCUCCCCCCGCCGCCCCCGCCGUCGUCGACAACACCCCCAAAAUCGUUGUCAUCAUGGCCGGAGACGACAACCCCACCCACCUCGCUAUUCCCAUGCCACCUGCAGCUUCAUUCCCAAUCGCUCAAACCUGCGUUUGCAAUGUCUGA